CAACCUGGGAUCGACUGGCUCCAGAUUUUUCUCCAUUGUCUUAUAGAUACGAGCAAUCCGAGCAGCUCAAGAAACUUCAUUGUCGACGUCGGCUCUACGCGGUGUCUUCGAUCGCGUUGCACAUCACCUGAGUAGUGAAUGGCGUUUUGCCUGAUCAUUAGAAGAGAGAGUCUCCAGGCUAGACUGUUGUGUCGUUUCCGUGAAGCGUUGAGUGUGAGUGUGAGUGUGUGUUAUUUCUACUAGCGAUCGAUCAGCAGUUGUUGUGAGGUUGUGUGUAAUCAAACAAGUGUUUUCUCUAUCUUCUUGUGAUUCUAUGGAUGGCGAUUGCUGGUGUAGGGACAGGGGGAGUGUUGAUAGAGCAGCGGGGGAGUUCCCAGUGCGGAUAGUCGGGAAGACUAUUUGGCGGCGUCUAGGUCGUGUGGUUUUUGAGAAUCAAGUUUGUGAGUGGUCGUGGACAACUGUGGCAGAAUGUUGGUACUUAUGAUGUCUAGAAAUUCCGCGUCGCCAUCGCAUUAGUGUCAAGUUUAUGAGCAGCAAACCUGUUGAUUGAACUGCUACAAGGAUCGGGCCAUUCCUUCGACGUGUUGAAGCAAGAGGCGGCUGAGGAUUUUUGCGAGUGUGUGAGGGGUGCGUGUUAGCAGUAGCGAGUAGACUUCUCUCGAUCGCUUGUAGGAAUCUAUGGAGGAACCCAGUUACUGCAAUCUUUCAUUGGCUAUGAACUGCACUCUUUCUCUAGGGUCUACCACCUCGAGGACAGAUAUUCCUGCGCGGCUCUCUCGUGCAGGAUCCCCCAACCAAAACCUUGCUUGGUCCAUCUCAGUCCACUCGGACAGAGAAGUUCCAUCCCUCGACAAAAGCGAUCAGGAUGUUUCCUGGGGUGGGAGCAGCGAUCCCGAUGGUUCUCCGGAGUAUUAUCCCAAGAUCUCAGAAAGACAAGGCCGAUUCAGUGAUGGCGGCAGAAAGAGUUUCAAGACAUGGACGAAAUCUUCUUCACGGUCCUACAAGGAUGGAGUAGAAAUCUCACAAGCGUUGUUUGGCAUGGUUCGCAAUUCAAGUUACAGCAAUCGCUCGAGUCCCCAACCCUGGGUACCGAACAAUCUACCACACAGUGCUGUUGCCGAGGGUAAUACUGCUGCGUCCAAGGUUGAGCGAUGCAUGCAAGAGGCCGACAGGCAUGUGCACGUGUGCGCUCACUGCGGCACCUCCAAAACUCCGCUCUGGAGGAAUGGGCCAGGGGGACCGAAGUCUCUCUGCAAUGCGUGCGGCAUUCGCUUUAAGAAGGCUGGGAGAAGGUCCGCCGCGAACGGCAACCCUGAGGAACCAGGCUCGCUACCAGCUGCCCCCAAUUUUGCUAAGCGAAAACAGGCUGCGGUGAGCCGUGAUCCUCAUGGCUGGGUGUUAUCUCCCGACGCGAAGCCAAGGAAGAGGAGCAGAGGACCGCUUUUGCGGGCACCAGACAAUCUCAUGUUUGACAGUUGUGUCCCUUGGCAACCCUGUCGAUUGGUGGGUUCUCCGAAGCGCUCUCCAGGGUCGCGCCUAGCCAGCGACCAUGAGAACAAACUGAACAUGCAAUUUGGCUCAUAUUCAUCAGACGAAGAAGAAGGGGCCGUGCUACUGAUGGCACUUUCAUGUGGUGUGGUGGACGCCUGACUGUAGGCUAUCUCACUAUCGAGGCCACUAUUCAAAUGCUCCAACACUGGUUGCAUAAGGCUUUGUAAAUACUCGGAGAACUUAGAUUUAGAAGCACGCCGAGCGUGGUCCAGGAGACAGGGUGCAUCACAACCCUGACAAUUCCGACCAUUCUGCGAAUCCUGGCUCGCUACGGCCAUGGUAGCGGCUCGACAUCUGCGCCUCCGCCGCCGCGAGCACUUACGAUUCAUCUGAGCUUAGAUCACAACAUUUUGCCUUCGCUUUCUCGUUUUCUUUACUAGAAGUAGCAACGAAUGUAUCUUUAGUAGGACAGUCCACUGAUGAGAUUUCGACAGCAUGAUUUUUGCGACUUCCCUCUAAUUAUUGUUUCGAUGGAGAGGAAACACUCUCUGCAACAUAUAAAUGAAACUUCACUCUCCUUUUAUCCCC
Molecule: messenger RNA, 2079 nt
Organism: Physcomitrium patens
Lineage: Eukaryota; Viridiplantae; Streptophyta; Bryopsida; Funariales; Funariaceae
Biological process (GO): regulation of DNA-templated transcription
Molecular function (GO): sequence-specific DNA binding; zinc ion binding
Source: RefSeq, a predicted model, not a curated record